CCACCCAGCUCCUGCCGCGGCCUGAGGCGAGGCCGCUGGAGGAGGCGGCGGCAGGUCCCGCCCGGGCUGUGCAGCGCUGGGCUCCUCCCCCUGGCUUCUCUCCGGCGGCGGCGGCGGCAGCAGCAGGCGCCUCAGCCGCUGCCCCACACGCCGACGCCGGCGCCGGGCGGCCGUUCCGCAGCCGGGAGCCAGGUGCUGUGACAAUGGAGUUGAGCUGCACUGAAGUACCUCUUUAUGGACAGAUGACUGUGUAUGCAAAUUUUGAUAAAGAUAUUUACCUCCCAGAAGAUGCUGAAUUUUACUUAGUUUACAAUGGAUCCACUCAGAGACAUAUAAUGUUUGCAGAACGACUUAGUAAUAACGUGCUUCAGUCCAUGAUUCCAGGCCAUGGAUACCAAGAAGCAGUUUUGGUCUCUGUGUUCAUGUACACAGAAGGAUAUUCGCCUGUGAUCUUGGGCAGCUGUUCUGUUACUUACAGAGAGAAUCUGCCUUGCAAGUUGUCACGUUUUCUGGUUAGCCAUGUUGACUGUAUCACUUCUGUUAGUCACCAGACACUACUUAAUACUUUUGGACUAACAGUGGAAGAUUUUCAGUCACUGGAUCAUGAUAUGACAUUGGCUAUAGCACAUGAAGAGUUACCAAAUAAUUGGAACAUCGUUGGAAACUGUUCAAAAGAUGAGCCUAAUCACAAAGAAACACUUCUUCAUCUCUCUGUGAGACUGGGCUUGGUGAAACUUUCCCAGUUCCUGUUAGCACAGCCUAGUGGGACACUGGCAUUAACCUUACCUGGUGAAGAUGGAGCAACACCAUUAGAUUUGGCUUUACAGGAUGGACAUGCCAGACUUGUUGAAACCUUCACAAAUUUCCAGGGCAGUCAUUCAUUUGACAUUUCUAGAGCUGAGAUCAGUGAAUGUGCUUUCCUGCGAUUUGUCCAUUCAUCAGGAACUCUGACAUUGACAUUUAAACACACUGCAGAACAUUUACUGGAGUCUGAUAUUAAGCUCUUCAGAAAGUACUUCUGGGAUAGGACCUUUCUUUAUAAGAGUCUUAAUUCAAAACAAAUUGGGACAGUGGAAGCAUCGCACAUGCCCUGCAAUACAACAGGUUCUGCAGAAGAUCCUGUGAACUUGACAUCUGAUGAAUCAUCAACUGAGGAUGUGAAGCCUUUCAGCGAUUUGGUGGUUCCUUCUAGGGGAAAUGAAGACCAGGACUUACUGGGCAUAGGACAACGACAUAUUAGACACGAUGUCCUCAAGAGAUCCACAGUUCCACCUUUCUUUGCUGCAGCAAGACUUUCUGCCAUGCUGAGUGGAAGUGAUGAGGUGUAUGCAAACUGCAUGGUUGUAGAUCAAGCUGAAGAUUUGGAUAUUAAUUAUAUUACUGUAGACAGUUUCACCAGUGAAACAAAUACAGAUCCUACCAACUCAGCCCGUAUGUCUCAGAAUCCUUUAUGUACCUCACUGAAGGAAAGCAACCAAUAUAUUUAUGCAGAAAAUGAGGAUAACCAAAUGACCCAAGGCCCAGGGCCUGUCAUUUCAUCUUCUAACUUGUGCACAACGGGUUCAUAUAUGCCACUCAAGUCCCAUGGAUUUAAUAAAGAACGAAGUCAACUUUAUGCUGAUGUGAAGAAAAGAAGUUCUAGUCUUGAUGACCUUGAAGUGGACAGCAGAGGUGAAGUGGUUUCUGAAAGAGCCCACAUUCACUCUCCUUCCGUCAACUCUUCAAUAACUUUGGCUAAUAGCAGAGAUGAAUUAGAUUCUUCUGAGACAAGUACUAAUCUGGAUUUUCAUGUUAAUCGGAUGGAAUCUCUUUCAUCAUCUAAGAAUCUGCACCCCAAGGAAUCUUUACUUUCAGGAAUUCGAUCACGUUCCUACUCCUGUUCCUCACCCAAAGUUUUUCUGGGGAAAUCCCGCUUUGCACGGGACUUCACAGUUUGUGAUUCAAAUGAAGAUGGCGUGGUCAUGAACAGUGGUCGAUCCUUUCUCCAGGCUCUUUCGCUGUCUAAAUCAGUGUCUCUGCUCCAUCCCUGUAAGCAACGAGCAUACAGCUUGCCAGAACAGUCAAGGGAAAAAAGGAUGCAGGAGGAAGAAUGGGAUAAGUAUAUUAUGCCUACAAAAUCAGAGUCUGAAAAAUAUAAAGUGAGUCGUACUUUCAGCUUCCUGAUGAACAGGAUGACGAGUACAAGGAAUAAGUGCAAGACAAAAAAUAAGGAUGCCAAAGACAAAGAGAAACUGAACAGACAUCAUUUUGUAAAUGGAAACUUCCCAGGGGUCAUCCCUUGUACAGUAUGCGACAAGGCCGUCUUAGGGAAGGAGUCAUUGCAGUGCUCAAAUUGCAAUGUGGUUGUGCAUAAAAACUGCAAGGAUUCUGCUACUGUAUGCGCCAAAAAAGUCCAAGAGAGAUACCUUGUUAAGAACAGACCGCAAACAGUUGUAACAAAUCCAUCAUUCAGAGACAUCCCGCAGCCUGUGCUGUCCUCAAUUCAUCCAUCUUCUUCACUGCCCAUUGGACUGUGUGCCACAAAGAAAGAAGUCUUGCAGCAAUCUCAUUCUUUAUCCAAAAGUGUUCCAAGUACCAGCUUUGAAAGAAGAUCUUUGCCAUCUUCAGAGCAAGAUGCUGAUACCUGGAGGUCCAGGUCACAAUCUGAGGAGAUGUUACAAGCUAUAGGAACCCUUCCAUCAAUGGAGUCUUUUGUAAUUGAAGAUGAUGUGGAUGCCAUGCUGUGGACUGACCUAAGCACAGAUACACAGGAGUUUGAGGCCGAAUCUUGGAGUCUUGUUGUGGAUCCAGCAUUUUGUAGCAAGCAAGAGAAGAAUGUUAUCAAAAGACAGGAUGUAAUUUUUGAGCUGAUGCAAACAGAAGUGCAUCACAUCCAUACCCUGUUCAUUAUGUCUGAAAUAUUCAGGAAAGGAAUGAAGGAAGAAUUACAACUAGACCACAGCACAGUGGACAAAAUAUUCCCCUGUUUAGAUGAACUGCUAGAGAUUCACAGGCAAUUCUUCUGCAGAAUGAAGGAAAGAAGACAGGAAUCAUGUGAAGAGGAGAAUGAAAGAAAUUUUAUCAUCAACAGAAUUGGAGACCUCCUUGUGGAGCAGUUUUCAGAGGAAAAUGCAAAUAAAAUGAAGAAAAUAUAUGGAGAAUUUUGUAGUCAUCAGAAAGAAGCUGUUAAUCUUUUCAAGGAGUUGCAACAAAACAAGAAGUUCCAGAAUUUUAUUAAACUGAGAAAUAGCAAUCUAUUGGCCCGACGUCGAGGAAUCCCAGAAUGCAUUCUGCUUGUCACUCAACGCAUCACUAAGUAUCCAGUUCUUGUAGAAAGGAUACUGCAGUAUUCAAGAGAAGGAACAGAAGAACAUAAGGACUUAUGCAAAGCUCUUUGUCUUAUUAAAGACGUGAUUGCAGCAGUAGACUUGAAAGUCAGUGAAUAUGAAAGAAAGCAAAAAUGGAUUGAGAUUCUCAGUAAAAUUGAAAAUAAAACUUAUACCAAGCUGAAAAAUGGCCAUGUGUUCAGGAAGCAGGACCUGAUAAAGGAAGAAAGAACCCUUUUGCAUGAAGGCAUGGUGUACUGGAAAACUGCUACUGGACGUUUCAAAGAUAUCUUGGCACUACUUCUAACUGAUGUGCUACUGUUCUUACAAGAAAAAGAUCAAAAAUAUAUCCUUGCAGCUGUUGACCAGAAGCCUUCAGUUAUAUCCCUUCAGAAGCUGAUAGUAAGAGAAGUAGCCAAUGAAGAAAGAGGAAUGUUUCUCAUUUGUGCUUCAUCUGCAGGCCCUGAGAUGUAUGAAAUUCAUACAAAUUCCAAAGAGGAACGUAAUAAUUGGAUGAGGAAGAUUCAAGAUGCAGUCGAAAGUUGCCCAGAGGAAGAAGGAAAAAGUAGUGAACCUGAUGAGGACAGACGGAUAGCUGAGGCCAAAGUGGCAAAAAUUCAGAAAUGUCAAGAAUCUCUGAAUAACCAGGACCAGCAGAUCUGUAACUACUUGGAAGAUAAGCUUCAUAUCUAUGCAGAGCUUGGAGGUAUGUGUGGAUUUGAGGAUGUUCAUGUAGAGCCACACCUCCUUAUCAAACCUGACUCUGGAGAAACACCACAGUCUGCCACAUUGCUGGCAACAGCACUCAGGGAAGUGGAAAGCCUCCAUGUUGCUGUAGCAUCCUCACAACUGAAUGAAACAAACAUGUCACCAGAGGAAAGUGCUGGAGAAUGUAGCCUGAAACACACACUUGGCACCAACGAUAUCUUUGGAUCAUCUACCAGUUUUACAGAAAUACAAGGAGAUGAGGACUGUAGUGACGUUAAUCCCAAUUUUGAGCACAUUGUAAAUGAAGAGACAGAAGUUGGGAUGGGGGAGAAGACAGAAUGCACGGUUUUCCCACGUUCUACACAGACAGAGAUUGUACAAGCAAUCCAGAAUUUAACCCGUCUCUUGUACAGCAUCCAGGCAGCCCUAACCAUCCAGGACAGUCACAUUGUGAUCCAUAAGAUACUUUUGCAGGAGCAUGAAAGAACCAGCCGUGGUCACAGCUCUCGUGUAAACCUACUCCUGGAACAGGAAAAGCACCGGAAUUUGGAAAAACAAAAGGAGGAACUAGUAAAUAUACACAAGCUUCAGCACCAGUUUCGACAAGAGCAACAGCGCUGGUAUCGGGAGUGUGACCAGCGGCAACGGGAGCAGGAGAUGAGAGAGAGUUGGCUACAGGAGAGAGAGGAAGAGUGCCUAUGUCAGGAAGAGCUUCUGCAGAGGACCCGGGGAGAGCUGGAUCUGCAGCUACAGGAGUACCAGCAGAACCUGGAAAGGCUUAGAGAGGGCCAAAGAAUGGUGGAAAUGGAAAGAGACAGGGUGAAGAUGCAGCAAAAGAUACUGUGGCAUUGGAAACAUAGCUGCCAGAGUGGUCUUCCUGUAGUGGUGUCAUCCUCAGGGAACCAACAGAUAGUAGUCCACAAUCAAUCGGACAGCUUAUGUGGUGAAAACACAUUCAUCAUAAAUGAAGCUUUAGUACGGAUGUCACUAAAGAGUCUCAACCGUUCAAAUCCAUCUGUAGUUUACCAGGAUGGUGUGUAUGGGAUAAAUAUUUCAAAUUCAGCUAUAACAAGGACUAGUGAAAAUCAGGUUAACCUCAAGAUGGACAUUUCUUGUCAAUCAGCAGUCACCAAUGAACUUUGGAAAUCCACAAGUUCCUACCAACAGAUACCCUCCUCCUGUAAAAUCAACAAGGAUGCAUUUAAUAAUGAUUUAAAUGCAGCAGAGAGCCAAUACCCAACACCAUACAGUGCGAAUCGCGGAACCGUCCAACCACAGCAGCUUGCAGAUGCAUUCCUGCUGAGCCCACGGCCUGACAGGGUACAGGAUGCAGAAAAUGGAGACAGAGUUGAAGAAAAUAUUGUUUACCUCUGAUUGCUCCUCUAAUACCCAUAGCACUUUGCAUAAUAUUGUGUUUUGCUUUUCUAAAUGUUUGUAGUCACUCCUUGUAUGAGCAAAUGGCUUUAAGGGAUGGUAUUUAAUAUUCAGUGCAAGAUUUUCUCAAGGUAAAUAUAACAAUUAAGUUAUUUUUUAAAGCAUUUAAUCUUUAAUUUAUGACACAUGGUUCCAAAUGCUUCACAAGAAUCAACAUGAAGGGCAACUUCAAAAGGUUUGGACAUAUAAAGAUGCUCCAAUAAGAUUGCAGAUGGGAAUUGUAGAGACUGGAGUCACUUUUCUCUUGAGUCUUCAGUUUAAAAUGCAAGUACAAAUGCUUAGAAAUAUGUACCUGCUGCUAGAGAUCUCAUAGUAUAAAUCAGUGAAUUUUAAAGACAGAGGUAUUGUAAGAGAAGGUUAAACAGUGGUGGCUACUAUCUGUAUGACUUGUAACCUUACUUUCAGGACUAGGAGGGUGAAUGGGUUGCUUGCCUUGCAGCUCUGCAGACCCGAAUUCUGACAUACAUGCAUCGCGGAGGAGGAUGUCUUUGGUCAUUUUUGGUUAGUGCUUUGUCAUUUUUUUAUGUGAAUAACCUUCACUUUUACCAGCCUUUCUGCAGCGGUGCCUCAGGUCUAUUUGUGCUAUAUUCUAACUAGACCUGGUUAUAGCAAGUGCCCUUACCUGUAUCAGCCUUAAAAUUCACCAAAUGAAAUUUUCUUAUUGUAAAAUGUAAAAGAGAAGGGGUAGUAUAUUUUUAGUCUAACUGAAUCCUGCUGCUUUACCAUAGAAGAAGAAGCCUUUUGCUUUAGGAUAAUGAGUGUUGAUGUCUUAGAGAGUAAUAAACCAGGAGCUAUUUUUGCCUUCUGUUUUCCAGAAAAUUUUGUAUACUUUUGUUGAAUUUAAAUAAAUAUCCCAUACCACUCUGAAAA
Alligator mississippiensis (American alligator) is the source of this 6317-nucleotide messenger RNA. It is a transcript of the gene ARHGEF28, whose product is annotated as Rho guanine nucleotide exchange factor 28. The transcript is spliced from 37 exons. Gene Ontology annotation, biological process: cell morphogenesis; regulation of Rho protein signal transduction. The record is from RefSeq and is a predicted model, not a curated record. Gene Ontology annotation, molecular function: guanyl-nucleotide exchange factor activity. Lineage: Eukaryota; Metazoa; Chordata; Crocodylia; Alligatoridae. Bases 204 to 5387 code for a protein of 1727 amino acids.